Triticum aestivum (bread wheat) is the source of this 457-nucleotide messenger RNA. Its product is annotated as 40S ribosomal protein S20-like. The record is from RefSeq and is a predicted model, not a curated record. Lineage: Eukaryota; Viridiplantae; Streptophyta; Magnoliopsida; Poales; Poaceae. The transcript is spliced from 3 exons. Bases 29 to 409 code for a protein of 126 amino acids. Gene Ontology annotation, molecular function: structural constituent of ribosome. Gene Ontology annotation, cellular component: small ribosomal subunit; ribosome. Gene Ontology annotation, biological process: translation.
UACUCCUCUCCUUCAACCAGCAAAAGCCAUGGCGACCGAGCCGGCGUACGCGCCGCCGACCAAGUCCGGCAAGGUGGGCUUCGAGGGCCCGCAGGAGGUGCUGCACAGGGUCCGCAUUACCCUCUCGUCCAAUAACGUCAAGAACCUCGAGAAGGUGUGCUCCGAUCUGGUGAAGCGCGCCAAGGAGCAGCCGCUCAGGGUCAGGGGGCCCGUCAGGAUGCCCCCCAAGGUGCUCAACAUCACCACCAGGAAGUCCCCCUGUGGAGAAGGUACCAACACCUGGGAUCGGUUUCAGAUGCGGGUGCACAAGAGGGUGAUCGACAUCAUCAGCUCCCCGGACAUCAUCAAGCAGAUCACCUCCAUCACCCUCGAGCCCAGCGUCGAGGUCGAGGUGACCAUCAGCCAGUAGUCAUCCCUCAUGCUACCCUACCACAACAGCACCAUCUUUAAUCUAGGA